Molecule: messenger RNA, 1902 nt
Organism: Castor canadensis (American beaver)
Lineage: Eukaryota; Metazoa; Chordata; Mammalia; Rodentia; Castoridae
Product: syncytin-1-like
Source: RefSeq, a predicted model, not a curated record
AUGAAGACCCUCUCCCUGAGGACACAUUAUCUUCUCUUGCAGAUGCAACUCCUGCAAUGGAUGCUGAUCCUGCCUGCAACAUUGCUACAAAUCAAGACCGCUAAUGGAGGAUUUGAGGACCCUGGCUUAGCUUCCCAAAAAGUUUUCGGCCUCCCCUGUGAAUGCCAGGGAGGACAUUGGACUACCGCUCCCACAAGCUACUCCCAGGCUGUAGAUUGCACAACUAAGACGGCUUACCAGCGUGUGGAGGUCAACUCCUACACUGGAGGAUAUUAUCAGCCUACAUGGGUAUGUGUUAAUAAACCAAAAAUCUCCCAGCCCUCUUCCAAAGAACCUAAAAAUUGUUCAGCUACCUGUCACUACACUUUGGCAGUUCAUAGUUCUUGCUAUACGCAAGCCUCAUUCUGUCUUGGCAAAGACAGAAAACAAUACUUUGAGGCCAUUCUUACUGCUGGCUCUGAACAAGGGGUCUUAGAGGGAGGUCACGCCGACACUGUCGUACAAGUACCCGGCCUUUUUGGCCACAUCGGAACUGCCGUUCACCUCUCCGACACCUUGGCUGGAUGUGAGGGCUCCACCGGUAAACCCUCCUGUUGGCCUAGCAAAGCUCCUAUAGGAGUUUCUGACGGUGGAGGACCCACAGAUGCUAUCAAGCAUCUUCAAGUAAUUGAGCUUCUAAUACCCACAAUCCCUGAACUUACAUAUCACCCCUUAAUGUUGCCUAAAUCUCAGAUUCCAGAUUUAGAUCCCAAUACAUUAGAUAUUUUGGGAAGUACCUUCUCCCUGCUUAACACUUCCAACCCCACCCUUGCUAAGGAUUGCUGGCUUUGCAUGACCACAGGAGCAAUAAUGCCCAUGGCAAUACCUGUUAACUCCACCAUAAAUAAUCAGGAUACCUGCCAAUCUGGACUUCCCUUUAAAGUACAGCCUAUGGAUGCACCUACAGUAUGCCUUCAAGGCAGGAUGCUAAAUAAUUCUUAUGAUAUUGACGUUGGGGUUAGUUCUUUUGGAAAUUGCUCAUCAGUUCUAAAUUAUUCCUCACCCACCCCAGCUCUUUGUCCCCCCAACGAUACAGUUUUUUUGUGUGGAGGAAACUCAGCCUUCCCCAGGCUUCCAGCAAAUUGGACUGGUGGCUGUGUUGUUGCCUUAUUACUCCCAGAUGUUACUGUUGUCUCAGGAGAUGAACCUCUGCCCAUUCCUAGCUUAGACACCUUAAAUAAAAGACAUAAACGGGCAAUACAAGCCUUACCGCUCCUUGCCAGCCUUGGAAUAACAGCAGCUAUAGGCACAGGUACAGCUGGCUUAGGCACGGCUAUACACUCUUACCGUCGCCUAUCUCAACAACUUGUAGAUGAUGUACAAACUCUAUCUGGAACCAUUAAGGAUUUACAGGACCAAAUAGACUCCCUGGCAGAAGUGGUCCUUCAGAACAGGCGAGGCUUAGAUCUGCUAACAGCCAACCAGGGAGGUAUCUGCUUGGCCUUAGGGGAAAGAUGCUGCUUUUAUGCCAAUAAAUCAGGCAUAGUACGCACCAAAAUUAAGCAGCUUCAAGAAGAUUUAGAAAAGAGACGAAGGGAGCUAUUUGAAAACCCCCUCUGGACUGGGCUUAAUGGAAUUCUACCCUACCUUCUUCCACUAUUAGGCCCCUUGCUAGGUCUACUUUUAAUUGUGAUCAUAGGGCCCUGCAUUAUAAACAGGCUGAUACAAUUUAUUAAAGAACAAAUUAACACCUUAGCCUCUAAGCCUAUACAGGUCCAUUAUCAUCGCCUGGAUAUGGAAGACUGUGCUCCUGAGACCUUCUUUUCAGUAGAAACUCGCUAAAUGCUCCAUCUGGGUUUCCAAAUUUUCUCUCUGCCACCCCCUCUUCUUAUAUAACAUUCUUGACCACUCAUCGCCCAUUGG